AUGGCAACAUCCCAACAAAUCUCACAAUGCAUAAACUUUGAACCUGAACUACUUGAAUCUCUAAAAUUCGUAUUAAUAUCCGGCUCGUCUUGUUUCAAAACAAAUUUACAACAAAUACGUUCCACUCUAAAGCAAGCAACUGUGAUAAACAUUUACGGGACCUCGGAAUGUGGAGGUAUAUCAGCCAAUUUUGGUGAUUACAAAAUAAAAUCAGUUGGUCAAUUAUUUUCCAAUGUGGAAUUAAAAAUUGUAGACGAGGCUUCGGGUGAAAAGUUGGGUCCUUAUGAAAUUGGCCUACUGUGUGUUAAGAAUAAAUUUCACCCUAAUGAAAUGGCUUACUAUGGUGAUGUAGGUGCUUUUUACAAAAUUCUAGAUGCUGAAGAUUAUAUCAUAACCGGAGAUUUGGGUUUUAUGGAUUCAGAACAUUAUUUAUAUUUAUCGGAUCGUCGUGAAAUUGUAUUGCAAUAUCUAAAUUUAUAUUAUUCCCCUUGUGAAUUCGAGGUGAUUGUGGCUGAGCUUAAAGGUGUUCAAGAUGUUAGUGUUGUAGGUGUUCAGGAAGAGGGUAAAGGUGAUGUACCUGCUUGUGUGAUAGUAAAGGAAGAAGGAUAUGAAGACGCCGAAGACAAUGACUAUGAUGAUCAUAAUAAUAAUGAUGAUGAUGAUGAUGAUGGUGGUAACAGAAAGCCCUAA
Messenger RNA from Lucilia cuprina (Australian sheep blowfly), 690 nucleotides. RefSeq names its product 4-coumarate--CoA ligase 3-like. Gene Ontology annotation, molecular function: long-chain fatty acid-CoA ligase activity. NCBI's taxonomy places the organism in Eukaryota, Metazoa, Arthropoda, Insecta, Diptera, Calliphoridae. The transcript has 2 exons. The record is from RefSeq and is a predicted model, not a curated record. Gene Ontology annotation, biological process: long-chain fatty acid metabolic process; fatty-acyl-CoA biosynthetic process. The coding region runs from base 1 to 690 and encodes 229 amino acids.